This is a messenger RNA of Suncus etruscus (white-toothed pygmy shrew), 2013 nucleotides long. It is a transcript of the gene PLTP, whose product is annotated as phospholipid transfer protein. The record is from RefSeq and is a predicted model, not a curated record. The coding region runs from base 37 to 1671 and encodes 544 amino acids. NCBI's taxonomy places the organism in Eukaryota, Metazoa, Chordata, Mammalia, Eulipotyphla, Soricidae. Gene Ontology annotation, molecular function: phosphatidic acid transfer activity; phosphatidylethanolamine binding; phosphatidylglycerol binding. Gene Ontology annotation, biological process: ceramide transport; phospholipid transport; high-density lipoprotein particle remodeling. The transcript is spliced from 16 exons.
GCCAGCGACCCGCCCCGUCCCUCCCAAGCCCCGGGAAUGGAGGGGAGAGGGGAAAGGGGAGGGGGAGUCCAGGGAGGCCGGAUUUAUAAAGGCGGCGGGGCCAGAGCGGAGCUCAGACCCCGCCGUCCGGAACCGCAGCGCGCCCUGGCCCCGGCUCCCCUGCACCGCUCGCCGCCAGCAAUGGCCCUCUUCGCCACCCUCUUCCUAGCGCUGCUGGCGGGCGCGCACGCCGAGAUCCCCGGCUGCAAGAUUCGUAUCACCUCCAAAGCCUUGGAGCUGGUGAAGCAGGAGGGGCUGCGCUUUCUGGAGCAAGAGCUGGCGAACAUCACCAUUCCGGACCUGGUGGGCCGCGAGGGCAACUUCCACUACAACAUCUCCGAGGUAAAGGUUAUAGAUUUGCAGCUGACAUCCUCCGAACUCCAUUUCCAGCCUGAGCAGGAGCUGCUGCUACAGAUCACCAAUGCGUCCUUGGGGCUGCGCUUCCGGAGACAGCUUCUCUACUGGCUCUUCUACGAUGGGGGCUAUAUCAACGCCUCUGCUGAGGGCCUGUCCAUUCACACUGGUCUGCAGCUCACCAGGGACUCCACUGGCCGGCUCAAAGUGUCCAAUGUCUCGUGCCAGGCCUCCGUCUCCAGGAUGUAUGCAGCCUUUGGGGGGACCUUCAAGAAAGUGUAUGAGUUCCUCUCCUCAUUCAUCACCUCUGGAAUGCGUUUCCUCCUCAAUCAACAGAUCUGCCCAGUGCUCUACCAUACAGGCACAGUGCUGCUCAACUCCCUUUUGGACACAGUGCCUGUGCGCAGUGCAGUGGACCACCACGUUGGCAUCGACUAUUCCCUUCUGAAGGACCCUGUGGUCUCCGCUGGCAAUCUGGACAUGGAGUUCCGGGGUGCCUUCUUCCCCUUGGCUGAAAAGAACUGGAGCCUGCCCAAUCAGGCUGUUGAGCCCCUGCUGCAGCAGGAGGAGCGGAUGGUGCAUGUGGCCUUCUCUGAGUACUUCUUUGACUCGGCAUUGGAGAGCUACUUCCAGGCAGGGACCCUAAAACUGUCACUGGUGGGAGACAAGGUACCCCACGAUCUGGACAUGCUACUGAGGGCCUCCUACUUUGGGAGCAUCGUCCUAUCGACCCCUGCAGUGCUCGACUCCCCAUUGAAGUUGGAGCUCCAGGCCAUCGCACCUCCCCGCUGCACCAUCAAGCCCUCAGGCACCACAGUUGCUGUCACUGCCAGCGUCACCAUCUCCUUGGUCCCGCCCAACCAGCCCGAAGUCCAGCUGUCCAGCAUGAUCAUGGACGGGCGUCUCAAUGCCAAGAUGGCCCUGCGUGGGAAAGCCCUGCGAACACAGCUGGACCUGCGAAGGUUUCGAAUCUACUCGAACCAGUCUGCACUAGAGUCAUUGGCACUGAUCCCACUGCAGGCGCCACUGAAGACCAUGCUGCAGAUUGGGGUGAUGCCCAUGCUUAAUGAGCGGACCUGGCGUGGAGUGCAGAUCCCACUGCCCGAGGGCAUCAACUCUGUGCACGAAGUGGUGACCAACCAUGCAGGAUACCUCACCAUUGGUGCUGACCUCCAAUUUGUCAAAGGGCUCCGAGAAGUGAUUGAGAAGAACCGACCUGCUGAGCCCAGGGACCCCAGGACAACUAGUGCUCCCCGACUGUCUGUGACUGCGGCCUGAGCCCUCCCUGCUCCUCAGGCAGCCACAUUACAUUCAGGACUCCAGUUCCUCUCAUCUCAUCCCCUCUUGCCCAUUCACCUCACCAGAUCCCAGUGCCCAAGGAGAGACAAGGUUUAACCUGUACCCAAUUUAAUUCCAUAAUCACAAUUCAUCCAUUCAUCCAUCCAAAUUUAAUAUCUCCCUCCCAGGGCUGUCCUGAGCUCUUAUUUUCCUGGGAUUAAUCAGUAUGUUCUAAAAGCCAGGGGGUCGGGCAGGGGAAGGGGCCUUAGCCCCUUUGUCCCACCAAACCCUGAAAUCAGGAAUAAAGUGCCAGUUCCCCCUGAAGCUGUCUCUGGAAGCGGG